UCGCUCAGGGGACGGUGGAAUUGAUAUACGCGGGAGUAUGUAUGGAAUUUCUUUUGGUGCCCAAUGGCCUGCGAUUGUCCGUGAGUUGAGAGGAGCUCUUGCUUUAAUAUCUAACUGGGUUUUAGGUGUUAUAGUGAUCCCUUCGAAAAGGAUAUAUUUGAAUGGUAAAUGGGUAAAUGGAUAUUCGCGUGAUGCAUAUGAUACCGCAAAUAAACUUGGAAUUGUACUUACGGAUUUAAAUGAUAUUUAUUUGGACAUAAAAAGGGCAGUCGCAUCAUUGCGAGAUCUCAUAGAAUUCACUCCGUAA
Dentiscutata erythropus is the source of this 307-nucleotide messenger RNA. NCBI's taxonomy places the organism in Eukaryota, Fungi, Glomeromycota, Glomeromycetes, Diversisporales, Gigasporaceae. The record is from the annotation of a GenBank genome assembly.